Messenger RNA from Cotesia congregata, 1281 nucleotides. Lineage: Eukaryota; Metazoa; Arthropoda; Insecta; Hymenoptera; Braconidae. The record is from the annotation of a GenBank genome assembly.
AUGUAUAUGGAUUUGCAGCGACAAAAGCACAUUAGACCCCAAUACAUGGCAUUAAAUAUCAACGGUUUAAUUAGGAACAAAGACAUUUUUGAAAAAUGGUUAUUCACUGUUAAGCCUGAUGUAAUUUGUUUGACAGAAACACACAUAGGUCCAGACAUAUUGCUGAAUAGUACUGAAAUCAGUGAUAAAACUUGGAUUAAUGUGGUUCAAAUAGGCGGGAGUGAUGGUUUUGUCAUUGUAAAUGUUUAUAGAUCACCAAAAAAUCGUGUGAGUGAGUUUAAAGAAAAUAUGGUUGAGUUAUUAGAAAACUAUGUUGAUAAGGGAAAACUUAUAACAGUAGGCGAUUUUAAUUUAGAUGUUGGCAGUGACAAGGAUCGUUAUGCUCGUAAUUUUGUCAAUGAAUGUGCCUUGCUGGGACUCAAGCAACUUGUCAAAGUGCCGACGAGAUCAACAUUGACAUCGGACACAAUAAUUGACCUAGUGUUUUCAAAUGUGGAGUUGUAUAUUGAUGUUUUGUCUACACCCAGGGUGUCUGAUCACAACAUUAUUGUUAUAAAUUCAGAUUUAAAUAUUGAACAAAGUAAAAAUCUGGGAGUAAUAGAAAAAAGAAACUUUAACAAAUUUGAUCCAAACAUAUUUUGUGAUAUUUUUGCUGAUAGAUAUAAGAUAGAUAUUAAUGAUGAUAUAGAUGUAGUUAUCAAUAAAUUUAAUAGUAGUAUAACAUAUGCUCUGGAUGUGGUGGCACCAAAGACAGAAAAAAUUGUUAAACCUAAAUAUUACGAUAAAAAAUGGAUUACAAAAGAGUUAAUUGAAAAAAUGAAGGAAAGAGAUCGAUUAUUCUUUGUAUCUAAAAAAUUCGGAAUAGAAGAGGAUAUCAAUAAUUAUAAAAGACUAAGAAAUGAUAUUGUAGAUGAAUUAAGAACAUGCAAAAGAGAACAUAAUGAUAAUAAUAUAGAUGCAAAUAAAAAUAAUGGAAAAAUUCUUUGGAGAGAGUUAAAAGAACUGAUAGGAAUGAUCUCCAAUAAAUUUAACCAUUAUUUCAUUGACAGUAUUGAGAAAAUUGUUUAUGAGAUAGGAUUUAAUCAAUUGAAGGAUGUAGUUAGUGAUAAUAGUAAUAAUCAAAAGUGGGAUAGUUUUCAUAGAGUAACGCACACCGCAGAAAAGUGCUUAAUUUAUCGCGGUUUUAUAUGGUACAAUUACCUCCCUGAAACAACAAAAAAUGAAACAAGACUGAAAAUAUUUAAAACAGAGUUGAGAAAUUUUGUAAAAGAAAAUUAUUAA